AUGGACAGUUUAAAUUUAAACCAUGAUUCUGGUUUGGAGACUGGAAGCACCUCCAUGAACAGCGUUAGAGAGCGUUCCAGUUGUGAAGCCUCCUGUGUCGAUUCUGCCGACACUUACAAUUUGACUGAGAUUGAAGAUGAAGAUACAUGUGAAUAUCUGCAAAGGAGACAGUCUGAUGUUCUCUUGUACAAUAACGAUGUAGAUGUAGAUGAUGAGGUGUACUCCAGACGUUAUGCUAAUAAAUGUGAUGAAUACUCAGGUCGGCCGAGUGGUACCAAGGCUACCAGUUCAGGAAAGUCGACACCUAGACAUAAACCUAUGGAGCUUGUUGUGUCCCACAGCAGUCAAACGUUAGUUUUGAAAUCAUCUAGUCGUGUCAUGUCUGAUGAACAUGAUACUUAUUCCCCGGAGGAGGAUCUUAGUUUUUUGCGGCAUGAGCACUCAGCUGAUAUGACGCCUGAUGAAUUCAUGAUGGAGGAUGUUAUGUACUUAACGGAUGACCAGAAUAAAAAGUAUGAUCAGAGUUUACAUUCAGUGAUAUCUAAGUCUUCAACUAAAGAAGAGAAGCAGAGACAGAACGAAGAGAUUGUUAAUUUGGAAUCUUCGUCGAUUUCCUCUGAAACUGGAUCGUGGGAGAGCGUUUUUCCUAUGAGGAGCAACCAAGAAGCUAGAGAAAUGUGUGCGACGUUUCUUAUGAACGAGAAAGAUUUUUGCUCACGAGAUGGCAAAAUAAAAGUUAAUACUGGUUAUAGAUCCUAUCCUGCCUCAAGACACUCCACGCCUGUUAAACAUAAUGCUUGUUUUAUAGACGCCGCAUCUUUGGUUGAUGAUGUUGACGUUUGGCAAACAAAUUUUGAAGCUGGUACUUCAACAAUUAAACCGACAUCAUUAAACUUCAAUCACUCCAAUCCUAUUAAUAUUUUUAAGCCUGAUAAGUUUCAAAACGAGUUAUCAGUGUCGGAGUCUUUUGAAACUAAAACAAUAAAGAAAAAUAAACACAAAGAUUCAAGUACCUCGGAAUCAAACAGUUAUUCAGAGCAUAAUGGUGUGACGGAGUUUUUCGAACAACAAGAUUUAGAUUUUCAUACUCGGUUUGAAAUGUGUAGGCUGACUGUUGAUAAAAUCAGCUCGGAUACGCCAUCGAGUAGUCCUUUAAACGACCUGCAACAAAAUAAUGAUGAUAUGACUGCAAAGUGUUUGGAUAUUGAAAAUCUUGAAGCCGACUCAACACAAUCUACAACUUCUGACACCAACAAUGAACUGGAAUCCACAAAAGCUAACACAACUUUCACAUUAAACGAUUCAUCAAAUACUGAUGCAUCAGAUGAAGCACCUGUUGUAAUUGAUAAAAACUUUCUCACAGACAAUAUUGUUUUACCGGAUACACCACAUAAUUCGAUAAUCGAAGUUGACUGUAAGGAUUCACCAUAUAAAACCCAAAAGUACUCAGAAGCGUCACCUAUUAUUUCAGGUGGUGCCAGUGUUAAAGAUUUUGUUCCUAAGAUUCGUGCAAGUCCGUUGAUCAGAAAAAAAUUCGACGCUACUCCUAUUUUGUCAGGAGCAUCUGCUGCUUACGAAGUGCAAGAGAAGUUUGAAGAAAAACAAAGAAGAAAGCUGUCGACAAGUUGUGCUUGGAUUGUUGAUGUGAGUGACUGUUCCAGCACUUCUUCUUUGGAUUCGAGAUUGAAUCGUGAAACAUCCAGGCGCGACUCUACGUCUUCACAUAAAUCUUCUUUAGGAUUUUUCGUCGAUUUUAACGAUAAAAAAUCAAAUAGUGACAACUCCAGUGACGAAAGCAAAGGCAGAAGUUCUUCAGAGGAGAAAAGAUCCUUGGGUUAUUUUAUUGACUUGUCUCAUGAAGAACCGGCUAAACCAAAAACACCUCCAUCUGCCGACAAAUCUAUGUUUUCAAUGUUCAUAGAUUUUGGAGAAAAGUGUGUCAAAAGCAUCCCUGAUAGAUUGGCUAUGUCUUUACACCAGAGAGCACGAUCAAAAAGUAUUGCUGUUGAAGUCAAUGGAACAACCAAAUCUAAACAGGGAAUGGCUAGAAGUUUAGGUAGAGACAACACUAAUUCCUUGCCGAGACGGAAUGGUAAAAAGGAGAUUAUUAAAACUCCUGAACACUCACAAAAGUCAACAGGUGAAGCAAGUGGAAAUAAAAAUGGGACAACAACGUUUCUUAGUCUACGUAAUUUGGAUGAUAAGAAAGUUACUAGUUUUCUGGAUAGCAGUGCACAGGAUGGCAAGGCUGAUGGGCUGAUUCAAAUACGUAGAAGAGACAAGAUAAACUUAAAACAAUUGAAAGCGCCUGAAUUUGUUAAGGAACCUCUGGGAAUAAAUCAACAAAAUGGUGAAGCAAAUAUAAAUAAAACCUUAAAUGAAGUUCACGUCACCGUCGUUGAAAAACAAAAACCAGUUGACCAAGACAAUGUUCCAAUUGUCAAACAACUUGAAGACACUUUACCAAACAUGGACAUCAAUGAAUCAACUAAGCGGCAUUCCUGGAACCUUCCUGAAGCACCAAAACCGCCACAAAGAUUCCACAAACGUGCCCAAAGCGUUUCAGAAAACAGUCUUCCACAAACUUUAAUAAAAUCAAAAGUUGGCUCCACUUAUUCAAUUGAAUCAAACUUGAGCGACUUUUCUGGACGUUCUGGUUUGAGUUCAGGAUCAAGCAGCGGCUACGCUAGAAUGAGCGAUGUUAAUAAAAAACAUAAAAAGGAUUGUAAGAUAAAUGAAACUUUUGAUAAAAGUAGUCCAGGAUCGCAGACUGAAGGUGUGUUGACUGACACUGAUGAAGAUUUGACUUACCAGAACGAGCAGAAUCCUGAUACUGUUGAUGGAAAAGUUGUGGAUGAUACAAAAGUUGUUGAAGUUGCAGUUGUAACCGAGACUAAACCUGCUCCAAAAAUAGGAUAUACAUUAAACUUGGAUAGUGAUGAAUACUUGAAAAGGAGCAAGGAUAAAGUCAAAACUCCUCAAGGUGUUAAAAUAGGCUACACUUUAAAUUUACCAGAGGAUGAGUCUCCUAACAACAAAGUUAUCAACAACGUUGCCCAUACUAUGGAAACCUUACAAGCCAAGAUAGAAAAACAAAAACAGCUACUAGCGACUGUUUCAGAAAACACAGAGAUGAACACGGUGAUGACGGAUUCUGGUAAAUUUGUCAGGUUGUCGGAUUUGGAUAAGCCUUUGCCAAAAGUGGAUCUGGUUAAUGAUAAACUGAUGUCGAGUUCCACAGGUUCGAAUAGGGUUUAUAAAUUGUUUGCUAAUAAUUAUGAGAACAAGUAUUUUAUGUCGAGGUCUAUUGGGAAUCACACUAAUUUGAUCACGUCUGAAGAAAAUUCUAGAAGUCUCAGCAGGCUGUUUCCUCAUUUGAGCAAAGGUUUCAGUAGUAGUUUACCGAAUGGUGUCAAUGUCAACAUGCAUUUUAAUCGUAGUCCUCUGGAACUCGAUGACUUCACCUCGGACAUCAGUGUUGGUUCCAGUUUGAGUUCCAGCAUGGGAAAAUCAGGAAUGGAUCUGAGUGCAGAAGACAGUUUGUCCAGGCAGCCGCGUCGUCUGGGUGAAGACUUACUGAGAAUGUUUUUGGAAGAAAUAAGUCCAGACGUUUCAAUAGACGUAUCGGGACGUGUUCUCCGAGCUCACAAAUGCAUUUUGAGAUCACGAUGCCAAUAUUUUGCUGCCACCCUUGCUGGCAAUGAAGUUGAGACCAGGGGAAAUGUUAUUGUCAUGGAUGGUUAUACUUAUGGAGCUGUGCAUUUUGCUUUGUGCCAUAUUUAUUCUGGUGCUACGAGACCACCUGAGGGUAUCAGUUUGCAGGAGCUGGCUUCUCUAGCUGAUCUUUUGGGUCUGGAAGGUCUAAAGGAAGUUACAUCACAUGCUUUGAAGUCGACUUAUUGUCAUAUGUUUCACAAACCUUGCGAUGAGUGCAUAGCAGGAGUGUGCAUGGUGCUGCCUCUUGCGGCUGGUCACGGCCUGGACGAACUGCACGCGCGUUGCGUCCGAUGGCUCUGCAGGCACUUCCUGAGGGUGUGGCCCACCAGGCCUUUUGCUACACUGUCCACGGACUUGAUGGAAAGGGCCAGGAGACACAUCAUUGCACAUCUGAGUCCUGAAAACGUCUUGGGUACAGUUCUGGAUUGUGAAUGCUUGCUAAGCGAACUACCAGAAACACGAUGGGCUACUCGAGUUGAAGCACUUACUUUGUCAUUGUUGGAACAUGCUCAUAUGUUUGUUGCUGAUAAAUUCCCUGCUAUACUAACUGCUAACAGUUUCUUGUCCCUGGGUGGACUGAUGUGGAGAAACGUAUCUCGUCUACGGACAACUUUAAAUGAAGCAGCUUGUACAUUGGCACCAGAACAAGCUUGUAGAAGUUACCAACGUCUGGCCAGGUUGGGAACAUUAGUCAGGUGCGGAUUGAGCACUUCUGGAUUGUCUAAAAUGACACCUGAUAAACAUAACAACCAGAUUGGAGAGAAGAUUUUUGAGAUCAACCAGAGUGUGAAUGAUGGGUCGGGGGAUAUGGAUACUUCUUGGCAUCCAGAGUUUGUCAGUCUGGUAGAAGAGUUAACUUCCUCGGUGGAGCGAUGUUUGGCAAAGCAAGGUUCGAGAGCCACAAGAGCCAUUUCUUGGUCGAGACUUGAACCGAAGUUGAGGCGACGAAUUCAAGAACUGAUGACUGCCAAUGGAAACAGUCAUAAUUUUGGAAAUAGUAACAACGAUUUGAGAAUGGCAGUUGACAAUAGGAAUAGGACGCCGAGAAGUGCCAGGAGUACAAGUUCGACCCGUAGCCAAGACUUAAAACAAAUUCGUCAAGUGAUCCACGCGAAUGCGACACGAGCUUUGUCCCAAGACAACAAUCGGCAACUGUAUGAUAAUAAUCGAGAUGUUGUCCAUAAUGCUUCAUCGAACAAUAAACAAAAUAUCACUAAAAUUCAAAACAACAUUACCACAAAGACUGCGACUCAGAAUAAGAGUUUACCAGUUCCGCAAAAGUUUGAUAAAAAUCAGGGAAUUAGGAAUUUGAAGAAUCAAGCUGGAAGUAUUAGUAAAAGUUCAUCCAAUAAGAGUAUACCAAUAGAAAACUCUAAAUUGAAGGCUAAAGGUUCGGUUAAACCCGCAGACACGGCUAAACCUGCAAGCAACAGACAAAGAUCACAAUCUGAAGUAAUUGUUAAAACAACGAAGUCUUAUGAACUAAAAGCUUUAUCAGCUCGUGUCGCCCAUGCUAAGCCGAGGUACUUAGAACCGCGAAAGCGGGAUUUGGAGCAGCAAGCACCGAUCAAAAAGAACCAAAACAUGAAGAACAAAUUGCUGUCUUCAAGCGACAUCAGUCGCACUCCAAGUCCCAAAGGUCGUGUUGUCAAAAAAGGUGAGUCAAGUAACAUGUCCUUAGACAGUCUGGCAUCAUCGCAAAGACUGAAAACAAUGUCCACAGACUCUUUAACACCAACAAUGGAUGAAGGCGACAACCGAUUAAGUUGUGCAAAACAAAAACCAAAAUUCGGCGAUAAGAAAACUAAUAAAAACAUCACGUCCUACAAAGCGACUAACAAAAUACCUGUCAAGACAAAUUUUAAAGUUAGCAGGACUUUAACGAGUCCUACGAAGAGUUCUGCUGCCAAGAUGGUCCCGACUAAGAAGAAGGUGGUGAACGAGAAGAAGAAGAGUGAUCCGAAUAAAGAAAAGGAGGCUCCGCAAAAAAUUAUUCCGCAGAUGGAACGGUCGGGAACUUUUGUUAAGGAAUUAGCUACUGAGUAAGUUAGAAAAUAUACACAUAGUU
This is a messenger RNA of Ctenocephalides felis (cat flea), 5785 nucleotides long. RefSeq lists its product as uncharacterized. The record is from RefSeq and is a predicted model, not a curated record. Bases 1 to 5763 code for a protein of 1920 amino acids. Gene Ontology annotation, molecular function: protein binding. The transcript is spliced from 9 exons. Lineage: Eukaryota; Metazoa; Arthropoda; Insecta; Siphonaptera; Pulicidae.